AUGGCUGCCACCGGGAAGCGUCCCGAGAUCAUUGAACUUUCCCGAGAUCUGCGCGGUAUCCCGCAAUGUGAGAAUUACGAGCGCAUGAUUUCAGGGAUGAUGUAUAAUCCCAACAUGCCGCAGUUGCUUGAGGCACGUCACCACUGCCGUGGCUUGACUCGCGAUUACAACGAUCUGGAUACGAAGACCAUUCCAUACGACCAAGUUUUUGAGAAGCGACUAGAAUUACUUCGCAAAUUGUGCGGUAAGGUCGAAGAUGGCACCUUCGUGGAGCCACCGUUCAUGCCAGAUUCGGCUGCAAUAUGA
This is a messenger RNA of Penicillium subrubescens, 306 nucleotides long. RefSeq lists its product as uncharacterized. Gene Ontology annotation, molecular function: acetyltransferase activity. The record is from RefSeq and is a predicted model, not a curated record. Lineage: Eukaryota; Fungi; Ascomycota; Eurotiomycetes; Eurotiales; Aspergillaceae. The transcript has 2 exons. The coding region runs from base 1 to 306 and encodes 101 amino acids.